AUGACGCCACCCCUCCUGUCGAAACCCAAAACUAACGAACCUUUGCAGCUUUAUAUUGCCGUCAGUACCAUAGCCGUCAGCGCAGUCCUGACCAGAGAAGAUGAUGAAGCUGGGCAGCUUCUGGUUUACUACGUAAGUAAAACCUUGCUCCCAUCCGAGGUAAGAUACACUUCCUUAGAGAAAUUAUCCCUUGCCUUAUUUAAUGCUGUUAAGAAACUAAGGCACUAUUUUGAAACCCACCACGUAGUGGUGAUGACUAACUACCCGCUUAAGUCUGUCUUGAGAAAACCAGAUCUGACAGGGCGUUUAGGUAAAUGGAGCAUCUCGUUGAGCACGAUGGACAUCGAAUACCAACCUAGGAAGGCAAUUAAGUCCCAAGCUCUCGCAGAUUUUGUGGCUGACUUCAGCCCCGAUCUACAGGUUAUAGCCGAUAAAGAGCUGGAAGAAAUAAAUAGCGUCCAAGGCAAAGGAAAAUGGAUCUUAUUCGUCGAUGGAUCAUCCAAUCAACGAGGAGAAGGACUGGGAAUGGUGCUAAAGUCGCCACAAGGGGACAUGAUAGUAAGGUCUGUAUCUUGUGAUUUUAAAGCAACUAACAAUGAAGCAGAAUACGAAGCUUUGAUUGCAGGAAUGACCGUCGCCAAGGACUUAGGAGCAACAUCCCUGGAUGUGUACAUCGACUCUCUCCUCAUCAUCAUCCAAGUAACAGGCGACUUCGCAGCAAAAGACUCCAAAAUGUCAUCAUACCUUGACAUAGCCAAAGAAAAGUCCAAACACUUCAAUCCUUUUAUUAUCUCUCAAAUUCCAAGAGACCAAAACAUCCAAGCUGACGCCCUAGAAAACCUAGCCUCCGCCCUCAGAAAAAACGCCUUCACAAACAUCCCUUUAGUCCAUUUACAAAAGCCGUCCGUAUCUUUUAAAGAAAUCCUACCCGUCGACGACGUCAACAACGACGACGACUGGACCAGACCGAUCAUAGACUACUUAACCAAAGACAUCCUACCCAAUGACAAAGCAGAUUCGCGAAAGCUAAAAUAUAAGGCCUCCCGGUACCAUAUCAUCGACGGAGUCCUAUUCCGCAAAUCGGCGUCGGGACUAUCCCAAAGAUGCAUCCGAAAGAGCGAUCAACAGUCCAUCCUCAGCCAUUUGCAUGAUGGGAUAUGUAGCAGUCAUGUCGGAGGAAGAAGACUUGCCAACAUCGCGAAGCGACAAGGGUACUUUUGGCCUAAACUUCAUGAGGACGCAAUGCAGUACGUGACUAAAUGCGAUAGUUGUCAGCAGCCAACGCCGUUCAUAAACCAUCAGAGCCCCUCCACCAAACAUUAUCUCCGUGGCCCUUCAUGA
This is a messenger RNA of Chenopodium quinoa (quinoa), 1341 nucleotides long. RefSeq lists its product as uncharacterized. Gene Ontology annotation, molecular function: nucleic acid binding; RNA-DNA hybrid ribonuclease activity. The transcript has a single exon. The coding region runs from base 1 to 1341 and encodes 446 amino acids. Lineage: Eukaryota; Viridiplantae; Streptophyta; Magnoliopsida; Caryophyllales; Amaranthaceae. The record is from RefSeq and is a predicted model, not a curated record.